AUGGGCCCCAAACCAUUCCCUUUUCCUCUCAACGUCGGGACCGACAUUUGCCGCAUCUCUCGUAUAUUCCGCGUCCUCGCGGGUCGCCGCGCCACGCGUUUCGUCAGCCGCAUUCUGACACCCGAGGAGAUCGCCGCGGCGCCGAUUGCCCGACCGCCUCUUACCCUCCCGACAGCGCUGGCUGCCGGGUACGGACUGCGUGAAGGGGUAGACUUCUCCACGUUGAAGAAGACGUAUCCAGACUUGUGGACGCAGGCGACCUUCUUGGCCGGACGAUUCGCGGCUAAGGAGGCGACUUUCAAAGCCCAUCCGUCGAUGAGACUAUCGUGGCAUGAUAUAGUCAUCAAGCGGGCCCAUGAUGUAGGAGGGACUCAACUCGACGAGGAGGAGCGACACGGGGAGGAUGAUGAACCAAGGAGCCCCCCUAACGGGAGCGGGCCGCCGAUAGCGGUGAUCCGGACUGGGGGAAAAUCAACACCGGGGGAGGAGCAGACGGCCAUGCUUUCGAUUAGUCAUGACGGGGACUAUGCUACGGCUGUUUGUCUGGGGUACAAGAGCAGAUGA
Molecule: messenger RNA, 564 nt
Organism: Sodiomyces alkalinus F11
Lineage: Eukaryota; Fungi; Ascomycota; Sordariomycetes; Glomerellales; Plectosphaerellaceae
Exons: 2
Coding region: 1-564 (187 amino acids)
Molecular function (GO): magnesium ion binding; holo-[acyl-carrier-protein] synthase activity
Source: RefSeq, a predicted model, not a curated record